This is a messenger RNA of Atta colombica, 1122 nucleotides long. Its product is annotated as protein rolling stone-like. The record is from RefSeq and is a predicted model, not a curated record. Gene Ontology annotation, cellular component: membrane. The transcript is spliced from 2 exons. Bases 216 to 1073 code for a protein of 285 amino acids. Lineage: Eukaryota; Metazoa; Arthropoda; Insecta; Hymenoptera; Formicidae.
AAAGCAUUAAUCAUUGGAUCACGCUGUGUUCGGAAUAGCGUGAUUGCAUGUUCCUGCUAUGUACCGUUUUCAGGUUGAAUUGGCUGCCCACUCGUUACUUGUUAAGAGUCAUCGUAGGCGCGCGGUUCUCCGUUAUCUUUUGAAUCCAUUCCAAGAAUUUUCUUUUCGACGCGUAUCCCUUCAUCUGAUUGUUCAUUUUCUUGAGUCAUCGCACAAUGGUGAGCAAACUCUGGUGCCAAGAGAUUGGUCACAGGUGGAGACAAGCGGCCAAACAGGAGCCACCACAGGCGCGUGUGCUGUCCGAACCAAAGUGCCAGUCGUACGUGGCCAUCUGGUAUCUGUACUACCGUUGGAUCAUCUUCGUCGUCUGGGCCGCUUUUGUCAUAUGUUCAGUGUUUGAAUUUGGCAGUUAUAAACCACUAAUGCAGUAUGAGAAAUGGCCAAUCUAUCUGACCAACUGGGACAUAGCUCUGGGCUUUAUACAAGCGCUGAUUGGUGGUAUCCUUGUGUCGAAGCGAUGGCAAUUGCAGAAGAUAUCCGGCUUUGAUCCUUGCAAUCUCAAAUUGGAAUCCACUGAGCGGCUGUAUUGGUUUCUAUACGUUGUCACGACCAACAUGGCAAUUGGCGUGACGGUAUGCUACUGGCUCGCCGUAUAUAAUCCAGCGAUUCAUCAGAUGGAUCCGCUCAAUAUCAUGAUGCACGUGUGUAACAGCGUGCUGAUGCUGAUUGAUCUAUUUGUUACUAACAUACCAUUCCGUCUGCGAAACUUCUGGUGGUGCCUAUCGAUCGUUAUGUUCUAUGUAAUCUUCUCAGUGAUUUACUAUCUUGCUGGCGGCCUUGACAAAUAUGGUUGUCACUACAUCUACAAAAUCCUUGAUUGGAAGAAGCCGAUGCGGACGUCACUCGUUUGUAUUGGCGGUUUCACAUUCGUGACGGUGCUGCAUUGCAUCACUUGUUUGUUGGCGAACAUCAGAGACCGGAUCUAUCGCAAGAUCGAGAAAAUCAACAAAUCCGUGCAGAUAAAUAUGACGAAUGAUAAACCGCUUCCAGAAAAACCAACGGAAGUAGUUUAAUCAUUAAAAAUUUAUUUAGAAAUAUUUGUUAUAAAUAUCCUCAGCACGU